This is a messenger RNA of Populus nigra (black poplar), 1482 nucleotides long. RefSeq lists its product as uncharacterized. Gene Ontology annotation, molecular function: acetylglucosaminyltransferase activity. The transcript has 3 exons. Bases 1 to 1482 code for a protein of 493 amino acids. NCBI's taxonomy places the organism in Eukaryota, Viridiplantae, Streptophyta, Magnoliopsida, Malpighiales, Salicaceae. The record is from RefSeq and is a predicted model, not a curated record.
AUGUCUUCAGAGAAACCCAUCAACAGUGUCAGUGCUGCAAUUCAACAAAGCUUGCGACACAUAUCUCUUGGAACUCUAUGCAAAUCUAUAGCCACUUGGGGACUGAUCCUUUUAUUACUGCUCUACACUGUCUUGUUUAACCAUCCUUACUGUAGCCAGUCUUCGAAUAGAUUCGCUCUCUUUAAGCUCAAAUGGCCACCACUCUCACCUAAUAAUGCAACUACUUCUGCGAAUGUUACUACUACCCCUACAAGUAUCAGCCACAUUGUAUUUGCCAUGGUGAGUUCUGUGAACACAUGGAAGCACAGGAAAUCAUACGUGGAAUCAUGGUGGAGACCAAAUGUUACUCGAGGAUAUAUUUUCCUUGAUAGAGAUCCCUCGCAAAGAUUCCAUCCUUGGCCCUCAUCUUCUCCGCCUUUUCGCGUCAAUGCACCUGUCAAAUUUAGAUUAAACCGCAAAUAUGCAACACAGGUUAGAAUAGUACGUACAAUCAUGGAGACUUUUAUGCAGGGAGAUAAAGAUGUUAGAUGGUAUGUAAUGGCAGAUGAUGACACCGUCUUAUUUAUUGAUAAUUUAGUAGAGGUUUUAGCCAAGUAUAAUCAUACUGAGUACUUCUACAUCGGAAUGAAUUCGGAAAGUGUUAGCUCGAAUGUUAAUUUCUCGUUCGAAAUGGCAUUUGGUGGAGCUGGGUAUGCUUUGAGUUACCCUCUAGCAGAAGCUUUGUCCACGAAGGUGGAUGGGUGUAUUCAACGAUAUCCAAAUGUAUAUUCCAGUGACUUUAUUUUGCAGACGUGUUUGGCUGAUUUUGGAGUUCCUCUAACGCAUCACAGAGGCUUUCACCAGAUUGAUCUACAUGGGGACAUAUCAGGCCUUCUAUCAGCUCAUCAUCAGUCUCCUGUCCUCUCCCUUCACCACAUCGAUGUCGUAGAUCCAAUCUUCCCCUCCAUGAAUCGCUCUGCGUCCGUGAACCAUCUAAUGGAGGCUGCAAAAGUAGAUCAUUCACGGCUAUUGGAACAAACUAUCUGCUACCAAAGGAAAAACAACUGGUCUUUUUCUACCUCAUGGGGCUACUCCGCUCACAUAUACGAAAAUAUACACCCCCGAAGCUUUCUACUGCGACCUAUCGAGACGUUUAGACCGUGGCUGAGGAUUUUUAAGCCACCAUUCUAUAUGUUCAACACUCGAAGUCUCACCAAUGAUCCAUGCGACGCUCCUCAUGAAUUCUUCAUGGAAUCUGUCGAGAAAACCAGAGGGAACCAAGUUGUUACGACCUACACCCGAAAAUCACCACGCAAUUUGCCACCAUGUUCAUCAAGUGGCAAUCAUUCUGCAAAUCAUAUUUCCAAAAUUCAAGUCUUUUCAUCAGCAACAACAUUAAAAAAGGCUGGACUGAUGGAAUGCUGCGACGUUGAAGAGACACCAGACAUGAAUAUUACACGUAUCAAGUUAAGGGCUUGUAUGAAAGAUGAAGUCAUUGCCUGA